This is a messenger RNA of Penicillium waksmanii, 1320 nucleotides long. RefSeq names its product NAD(P)/FAD-dependent oxidoreductase. Gene Ontology annotation, molecular function: sarcosine oxidase activity; flavin adenine dinucleotide binding; saccharopine oxidase activity. The record is from RefSeq and is a predicted model, not a curated record. The coding region runs from base 1 to 1320 and encodes 439 amino acids. The transcript is spliced from 2 exons. Lineage: Eukaryota; Fungi; Ascomycota; Eurotiomycetes; Eurotiales; Aspergillaceae.
AUGACCACCUCAUCGCUGAACGAAUCGUCCUCCAUCUUAAUCGUCGGCGCAGGAACAUGGGGCUGCUCAACUGCCCUUCAUUUGGUCCGACGAGGAUACAAAAAUGUCACCGUAUUGGAUCCUUAUCCUGUGCCAUCGUCCAUCGCUGCUGGGAAUGAUGUGAAUAAAAUCAUGGAGCAUAAGGAACUCAAAGGGCCCGAUACAGAUUCCAGGGGUAUCGCAUUUGCUACUUGCACACGAGCUGCUCUGGAUGGUUGGACAAAUGACCCUGUCUUCAAGCCAUACUUCCACGAGACCGGGUUUAUUGUUUCUGGGAGCACGCCUCAGAUUAUCCAGCAUAUCAAACAAGAGGAUAUCGAGACAUCCAAGGGUGACUUCAUUGCACUUGAAACAGCAGAAGAUUUUCGCAAGACGAUGCCAUCAGGUGUAUUGACCGGUGACUUUCCCGGGUGGAAGGGCUGGUUCAGCCAGAAAGGAGCAGGGUGGAUUCAUGCUCGAAAGGCCAUGGUCUCCGCAUAUACAGAGGCGGAACGCAUUGGUGCAAGAUUUAUCACAGGCACUCCCCAUGGGGAUGUGGUAGCUCUAGUAUACGAGGCGGGAGAUGUCAUCGGAGCCCGAACUGCAGAUGAUGUUGUCCACCGUGCAGACCAUACAAUUCUUGCGGCGGGUGCUGGUAGCGAUCGUCUGCUGGACUUCAAGAAACAGCUGCGGCCUACUGCCUGGACUUUAAGUCAUAUACAAAUGACAGCAGAGGAGUCGCAGCUAUAUAGAAACCUUCCCGUUCUGUUCAAUGUCGCCAAGGGCUUUUUCAUGGAACCCGAUGAAGAUGAACACCAGUUAAAAAUCUGCGACGAGCACCCGGGAUACUGCAACUUCAUUCAGGAUCCUAACAAUGCCGGCGAGAUGAAGAGUAUCCCGUUUGCGAAGGAGCAGAUUCCGCUCGAGGCUGAGGCUCGUGCUAGGGAAUUUCUACGUGAUACUAUGCCGCACCUUGCUGAAAGACCAUUUGUAUUUGCUCGUAUCUGCUGGGACGCUGAUACCCCGGAUCGAGCAUUUUUGAUCGAUCGACAUCCUGAUCACUCAUCUCUCAUUGUUGCCGUAGGUGGAUCUGGGAAUGGAGCGAUGCAAAUGCCCACCAUUGGAGGCUUUAUUGUAGACGCUUUGGAGGGGAAGCUACAGAGGGAGCUGAAGGACGUUGUGCGCUGGAGACCCGAUUUGGCAGUGAAUCGAGACUGGAAGUCUACGCAAAACAGGUUCGGCGGACCGAAUAGAUUGAUGGAUUUUCAAGAUGUGAAGGAUGAUGAGUGGACUCAAAUUUAG